This is a messenger RNA of Larimichthys crocea (large yellow croaker), 1183 nucleotides long. RefSeq names its product GTPase IMAP family member 7-like. Gene Ontology annotation, molecular function: GTP binding. The record is from RefSeq and is a predicted model, not a curated record. NCBI's taxonomy places the organism in Eukaryota, Metazoa, Chordata, Actinopteri, Sciaenidae. The transcript is spliced from 3 exons. The coding region runs from base 176 to 1120 and encodes 314 amino acids.
UAGUGUUACAUAAUGAUGGUUUCCAGAGAAAUGAAACUAGUUGUGAACGGUAAUUAAACGUGUUAUUUGACAAGGAGGUGCGUCCUGGUUGUUCUGCUAUAAAAUCUCUCACCCUGUCAACACAUACAGCUGACGAAACACUCGUGCAGUUUUGGCUGAUAUCACUGGAACAGAGAUGUUACAAGGAAAAGCUUGGAUCCCGGGAUGCACCCUGCUUGUGCUGGUCACAUUGUACAGUCAAGCUGCUGACUGCCACAAUCAACACAGAGGUCAAAAACAGCUGAAGGACCUGAGACUUAUUCUCGUUGGAAAAACUGGAACAGGAAAGAGUUCUUCUGGAAACACCAUCCUGGGUAAAAAUGCCUUUAGAGAGGAAAUAUCUCCUGAGUCUGUGACUACAGCCUGUCACAGAGAAGAAACAAAUGAUGGUGACAGGAACAUAGUUGUCAUAGACAGUCCAGGACUGUUUGACACGAACAAAACGCAAGAAGAAGUGAAAACACAAAUUAAGAAGUGUAUUGACCAGUCAGUUCCUGGACCCCAUGCUUUUCUGUUAGUGAUCAGUGUGAAGGCAAGAUUUACAGAAGAGGAAAAGGCAGCUGUGAAGUGGAUUCAGGAUAAUUUUGGCUCAGAUUCUUCUAUGUAUACCAUAGUGCUGUUCACACAUGCUGACAUGCUAGAGGAUAAAUCUGUGGAAGACUAUGUGGCAGAGAGCCCACAUCUACGAAGACUGAUAAACCAAUGUGGAGGGAGGUACCAUUCACUCAUCAAUGGCAAGAGACAAAGCAGAACCCAGGUGAGAGACCUUCUAGAGAAGAUAGAGAGCAUGGUGAAGGCCAAUGGAGGAAGUCACUACACCAAUAAGAUGUACGAGAAAGCCCAGAAGAGACUUGAGGAGGAGAGGAGAAGGAGGGAGGAGGAAGAAGAGCGAAGAAGGAAUGAAGAAGAAGAGAGGAUCAGAGAGGAAGAGAAAAGGAGAGCUUGGUGUAAAAUGGCAGCUAUUGGGUCUGGGGCAUUGUUUGGUGCAGGGAUACUUUACCCCUCAUAUAUUCUAACGACAUUAGGUGCUGCACUUGGAUUUACUGAAGGUUAUGAGUGCACUAAAGAGAUGUUCCUGUAGCUGUGACAGAAAGAAAAUAUGGAAGAGGCAGUAAAUAAUGGCUAAGCUUGAAACAAGUACUCU